Sus scrofa (pig) is the source of this 3659-nucleotide messenger RNA. It is a transcript of the gene GPBP1L1, whose product is annotated as GC-rich promoter binding protein 1 like 1. Gene Ontology annotation, biological process: DNA-templated transcription; positive regulation of DNA-templated transcription. Gene Ontology annotation, cellular component: nucleus. NCBI's taxonomy places the organism in Eukaryota, Metazoa, Chordata, Mammalia, Artiodactyla, Suidae. Gene Ontology annotation, molecular function: RNA binding; DNA binding. The record is from RefSeq and is a predicted model, not a curated record.
CGCGACACCCAAUGAAACUUUGGGUCAGAGAAACAGCUUCUCCGCCCUGGCACGGGAGCAGACUCAGACCCGAAAUCCUCCCGGUGCUGGGACAGGGGCGUGACGCCAGCGGUCGGGCGGAACUAGCACUCCCAGUGGGCAACGCCUCGGGCCCAGCCGCGCAGGACUCCAGAGCCCGGCAGCGAGGCCCGCUGGGGGCUGGAGUCUUAGCGACGCGCGCGCACGUGGAAGGCAGGAGCCGAAAGUGGGAAGGGGUCGGCAAACACACACGCCUACCGUGAUAGAUUCCUGUGGCCUUUUACGUGAUUGAAUAACAGUGGAAAUGGAUCCAAAGUGACUUACCUACUGAAGCAGAAGAUUCUCACUACCUUCCGUUAACUCCGUUGAGACUCCAGGAAAGGGCAGAGCAAGUGACCUAGAGAAAACUCAAGAGAAGAAAACCUCACUUUGGAACUUUCUCCUUGACCUGAGUCCUGUCUUUCUACUUGUUCAAUUUUUCUGUGAAUUUAUAAAUAGUGAAGACCAAAGAAAUAGAAGACACAUUUGGGAGCUUUAUACCAAGAAAUUUGCCUUGAAAAGCUGCUGUUCUUCAGAGAGAAAAGCAUAUCAAGUUCCUGUUUGAAUUUUUUUUUUUUUUUUGAGCAAGUUUUCUUAUCUUUAGAUUUUGAAGGAUAAGACAAAUAAAUACAAACCUGCACACUAUUUUUAGCAGCUGUGUAAGAAUAAUGAGAUUUAUCAAUUGAGGGCUUUGUAAUGCAGAUGUUUUGCUGCUGGAAUUGACUACUCAGAAGAUCUUUUAUAGCUCUUCAAUGCUUCAUUUUUGAUCUGUCACCAAAUCUACCUAAGCUAUGACCUUGCUGUGAACAGCGUGUGCCCUCACUGUCCAAAUGUCCAUGCACCAUCUAUUGAGGCAGCAUCAUAGCGCCGUCCCUCAAGGAAGUUGAAUGAGGUGAACAGCGAUCCAGCUCUUUUCCCUUCCCCCCAUUUUUUAAAUGUAACAAAUACUUUUUAUGUUCCCCUCCCCCUUCCCCUUUCCCCUUCCCCCUUUUGGAAACGUGUCAGGAAGUAGAUAGUUUAAGAUGAGCAAUUGAGGGGACGGAGAAAUUGAUCCACACAGAGCCUGCUUCUUUGUGCUUCGUCACAAGGCCUGCUGCUGGCCAGCCCAUUCAAGUCCCCCUUUCAACAAGAGAACCUCGUGGAAAUCCAGCUGGCCGAUUCAAGUUCAGGAAACAGGACCACAGAGGUUACACUCUGGGAUCCUGGCCAUGAGGUUGGAUGCCUCACCUUAUUGAAAAGAGACACUGGACCUAAAUGGCGCAGCAUGACUUUGUUCCUGCUUGGCUAAAUUUCUCAACACCACAGUCAGCUAAGUCACCUACAGCCACCUUCGAAAAACACGGAGAACACCUGCCCCGAGGAGACGGUAGAUUUGGAGUAAGCCGUCGUCGACAUAAUUCCUCUGAUGGCUUUUUUAACAAUGGACCUCUACGAACGACAGGAGAUUCCUGGCAUCAGCCCUCCCUGCUCCGCCAUGAUUCUGUGGACUCUGGUGUCUCUAAGGGAGCGUAUGCUGGAAUCACAGGGAACCUUUCUGGCUGGCAUGGCUCUUCCCGAGGUCAUGAUGGCAUGAGCCAGCGUAGUGGGGGUGGCACAGGGAACCAUCGCCACUGGAAUGGCAGCUUCCACUCCCGGAAAGGCUGUGCCUUUCAGGAAAAGGCACCUACGGAGAUUAGGGAAGAAAAGAAAGAAGAUAAGGUGGAAAAGUUGCAGUUUGAAGAGGAAGACUUUCCUUCUUUGAAUCCAGAAGCCGGCAAACAGAAUCAGCCAUGCAGACCUAUUGGAACCCCUUCUGGAGUGUGGGAAAACCCACCUAGUGCCAAGCAACCCUCCAAAAUGCUAGUCAUCAAAAAAGUUUCCAAAGAAGAUCCUGCUGCUGCCUUCUCUGCUGCAUUCACCUCACCAGGAUCUCACCAUGCAAAUGGAAACAAAUCGUCCGCUAUGGUUCCAAGUGUCUAUAAGAACCUGGUUCCUAAGCCUGUACCACCUCCAUCCAAGCCCAGCGCGUGGAAAACGAACAGAAUGGAACACAAGUCAGGAUCCCUGUCCUCUAGCCGGGAGUCUGCUUUCACCAGUCCAGUCUCCGUGACCAAACCAGUGGUCCUGGCCGGCGGUGUGGUUUUCAGCUCUCCCAGAGAGAGCCCCUCCAGCACCACGCCGCCAAUCGAGAUCAGCUCCUCUCGUCUGACCAAGUUGACCCGCCGAACUACGGACCGGAAGAGCGAGUUCCUGAGGACGCUGAAGGAUGAUGGGAACGGAGACUUCUCGGAGAACAGGGACUGUGAGAAGCUGGAGGAUCUGGAGGACAACAGCACACCUGAACCAAAGGAAAGUGGAGAGGAAGGCUGUCACCAGAACGGUCUUACUCUCCCCGCGGAGGAGGAAGGGGAGGCCCUCUCUCACUCUCUGGAAGCAGAGCACAGGUUAUUGAAAGCAAUGGGAUGGCAGGAGUAUCCUGAAAAUGAUGAGAAUUGCCUUCCCCUCACAGAGGAUGAGCUCAGAGAGUUUCGCAUGAAGACAGAGCAGCUGAGAAGAAAUGGCUUCGGGAAGAAUGGCUUCUUGCAGAGCCGAAGUUGCAGUCUGUUCUCCCCUUGGAGAAGCACUUGCAAAGCAGAAUUGGAGGACUCGGACACAGAAACCAGUAGCAGUGAAACAUCUGAUGACGAUGCCUGGAAGUAGGCAUAUAAAUGCUCACAGUUAAAUCUGACCCAGUCCAUUUAGCUUGUGUGUUUGGGGAUUAUGCAGAAGGAAUCCUUCUCUUGCUUUUCCUUUUCUGGGUCGUUGAAUACUUCAUGCACAAGGGAAACCAUCGUAUCCCAAAGAAAGAGCAAGCGGUUGGCUUGUUUAGCUUUUGUUGUUCUUCUUCCCUGUUACCUGCUUACUAGAGAGAACGUUGUGUGGUGGGAAAGAUUUUAAAACACACACAUACACACAGUAUCUCCAUGGGGCAACGCACAGGUUGGAGCUGGCAGCGCAGAGAGGAGACGCUGGUCUGCAGCAGCAGCUUCUACUACCAGCCCUUGGGGCCUCACCCCUGUGCUCACGCAAUCAUUGUCAAUGACAAAGUGACUAUUGAAGUUAUAAUUGUAUUAAAUUAAUGCUAAUAAUUUGGAUAUUUUAUUUUAUUUCUGGCUGCUCGGGUAAUGUUAGCCCUUAACCAAGCAUACGUGGUUUUUUUCCUCCUUUUUUUCUUUCUGGGUACAGCUGUAAAAUAUUUGGAUAUAGGAGAUGUUGUGUUAUUCUUGCAGCCUUGAUAUUCAGGGUGGAUUGUAAAAUAUAAAUUUUUGUGAGAUUUCAAAGAUUAAGAUUAUUUUGAUAACAUUAUUUACAGAUUUAAAAGAUGUGGUUAUCACAAGUCUGUUCAAGGGAAAAACUACUGCAUAAAAUAACUAACUUGGAAUAAAUAUUUUGCAUCAGUUUGGAUUGUCUUGUCUAAGAAGUAUAUUCUUUAAAAUUGGAUGAGUGGAUUCUCUUUUUAGGGGAAAAACUACUUUUAGUAUUAGAGGUCUGAGGGAAAUCUGAAUUCAGACACACCUGUUUCUCCUUUUAGCAGAUACAUUUUUGAUGCAGAAAAACCUGUGCAAUAAACUACCAGUAAUAAA